GCACAUUAUAGUUUUGAGGUGGAGGAAGAGGCAAUUACUUGGACACAAGCACUGUGGUUGAUCUUCAAAGCAAAAGUGGACUGACUUGCUGUGCACCCACAUUGCAAUUAAGCCUACCCUCCAUAAAUUUUCACCUUUUUGUUCCAAGAUUCUUGAUCUUGCUUCAAAUUUCCCUCCACCCAGAAAGGAAAGUUGUGUUCUUGGAUGUGUUUGUAAGAUUAAAAAAAAAGAGAAAAAAAGGGAGGUGGAAUCAUGGAGGUUAACUCACUUCAGAAGUGGGUUCUGCUAUGGUGUAUAGUAUUGUUUAUUAGCUCUGGGUUGGUUCACUGUGAUGUUACAUAUGAUAGGAAAGCUAUUGUGAUUAAUGGGCAAAGAAGAUUACUUUUCUCUGGUUCUAUACAUUACCCUAGAAGUACCCCUGAGAUGUGGGAAGAUCUGAUAAACAAGGCAAAAGAAGGGGGUUUGGAUGUGGUUGAGACCUAUGUCUUUUGGAAUGUUCAUGAGCCUUCUCCUGGCAAUUACAAUUUUGAAGGAAGAUAUGACCUGGUGAGGUUUGUAAAAACGAUUCAGAAAGCAGGGCUGUAUGCUCAUCUUCGAAUUGGCCCUUACGUUUGUGCAGAGUGGAAUUUUGGAGGGUUUCCAGUAUGGCUGAAGUAUGUACCUGGCAUUAGCUUCAGAGCUGAUAAUGAACCUUUCAAGAACGCAAUGAAAGGGUAUGCUGAGAAAAUUGUUAACUUGAUGAAGAGUCAUAAUCUUUUCGAGUCUCAGGGUGGUCCAAUCAUACUCUCACAGAUUGAGAAUGAGUAUGGGCCUCAAGCCAAGGUACUUGGAGCACCGGGACAUCAGUAUUCAACAUGGGCUGCAAAUAUGGCAGUUGGAUUAGACACAGGCGUCCCAUGGGUGAUGUGCAAGGAAGAAGAUGCACCAGAUCCUGUGAUCAACACAUGCAAUGGUUUCUACUGUGAUAAUUUCUUCCCAAACAAACCAUACAAACCUGCAAUUUGGACUGAAGCUUGGAGUGGAUGGUUCUCGGAAUUUGGCGGUCCCCUUCAUCAGAGACCAGUUCAGGAUUUGGCAUUUGCUGUUGCCCAAUUUAUACAAAGAGGAGGAUCUUUUGUUAACUAUUACAUGUACCAUGGGGGCACGAACUUUGGACGCACUGCGGGUGGGCCAUUCAUCACUACCAGCUAUGAUUAUGAUGCUCCAAUUGAUGAGUAUGGUUUGAUCAGACAGCCAAAAUAUGGUCAUCUCAAGGAGCUUCAUAGAGCUGUCAAGAUGUGUGAGAAAUCCAUAGUUUCUGCAGAUCCAGCAAUCACAUCCUUGGGAAACCUUCAACAAGCAUAUGUGUACUCUUCAGAGACAGGGGGUUGUGCAGCUUUCUUGUCAAACAAUGACUGGAAAUCUGCUGCUAGAGUAAUGUUCAAUAAUAUGCACUAUAAUUUGCCUCCUUGGUCCAUUAGCAUCCUUCCUGAUUGCAGAAAUGUAGUCUUCAACACGGCCAAAGUUGGAGUUCAAACAUCAAAGAUGGAAAUGCUACCGACUAACUCAGAGAUGCUAUCUUGGGAGACUUACAGUGAAGAUAUAUCUGCAUUAGAUGACAGCUCAUCAAUUAGGUCUUUUGGUCUCUUGGAGCAAAUAAAUGUAACCAGAGAUACAAGUGAUUAUUUGUGGUACAUAACUAGUGUUGAUAUUGGUUCAACUGAGUCCUUCUUGCAUGGUGGAGAGCUCCCUACUCUUAUAGUUGAGACAACAGGCCAUGCUAUGCAUGUGUUUAUUAAUGGUCAGCUCUCAGGUUCUGCAUUUGGGACAAGGAAGAAUAGGAGAUUUGUAUUUAAAGGAAAAGUCAAUCUUCGUGCUGGCUCAAACAGAAUUGCACUGCUUAGCGUGGCUGUCGGGCUGCCGAACAUUGGUGGACAUUUUGAAACAUGGAGCACUGGCGUACUAGGUCCUGUUGCAAUUCAAGGACUUGACCAUGGAAAAUGGGACUUGUCCUGGGCAAAGUGGACAUAUCAGGUUGGGCUUAAAGGGGAGGCCAUGAAUCUUGUUUCGACAAAUGGUAUUUCUGCCGUUGACUGGAUGCAAGGUUCAUUAAUUGCACAGAAACAACAACCCUUGACAUGGCAUAAGGCUUACUUCAAUACACCCGAAGGAGAUGAGCCAUUGGCUUUGGACAUGAGCAGUAUGGGUAAAGGUCAAGUAUGGAUUAAUGGCCAGAGUAUUGGUAGAUAUUGGACUGCAUAUGCUACUGGAGAUUGCAAUGGGUGCCAAUAUUCUGGAGUUUUUCGGCCUCCAAAAUGUCAACUGGGAUGUGGGGAACCAACUCAAAAAUGGUACCAUGUUCCUCGGUCUUGGUUAAAACCCACUCAAAAUCUGUUGGUGCUUUUUGAAGAACUUGGCGGAGAUCCCACAAGAAUUUCUCUCGUGAAAAGAUCAGUCACUAACGUAUGUUCGAAUGUAGCUGAAUAUCAUCCAAACAUUAAGAACUGGCAAAUUGAGAACUACGGCAAAACCGAAGAGUUUCACCUACCCAAAGUUCGCAUUCACUGUGCUCCUGGUCAAUCUAUUUCCUCCAUUAAAUUUGCAAGCUUCGGAACUCCUCUCGGAACCUGUGGGAGCUUCAAGCAAGGAACUUGCCAUGCUCCCGACUCACACGCCGUUGUAGAAAAGAAAUGUCUAGGACGCCAAACAUGUGCUGUGACAAUAUCAAAUAGCAACUUUGGAGAAGAUCCCUGCCCCAACGUACUGAAGCGGUUGUCUGUAGAAGCACAUUGUACACCUACUCAGAAUUGAACAGUAAAAAAAAGAAAAGUUGUUCAGAUGUUGCGUAACUUAGUGUACACCCAUGAGGAAAAGGCUAGUGAGGUAAGAAUAAACUGUGAAGCAAAGGAAAUAGGAGGUAGUAGUUUGGUUGGUGAAUGUUGUCAAGGAAAACUCCUGAUACACGUUCAUUAGGUAGUACUCUAAAUUUUGGGGGUGCCGAAGGGGACUCUGUGAAGAUAGCAUAUUUAUACACGAGUUUGUAGAUUGUUGGGAGUUCCAAAAUGCCACUCCCAUCUUAGAGUCUGGUCCCUUUCUGCUUUUAAAUUGGAAAUAUGGACCGGAUAAGGUCAUUUAUGUACUGUUUAGUCAGUGUGAUAGCUUGUCUUCCUGGGAAAACCAAACCCCUUAGGUUCAUGUUAGGAACGGAUCCUAACAUGAACCUUUAUAGUCGUCUGUGAUGUGCUGUUGGCAGAAAGAAUUCAAUGGAAAAGUGUAAUUUGCAUCUACGUUGUCUUUCAUUUUCAUGUAACCUAGCGCCAUAUAUGAGCAUGUUAAUUAAGCCUAAACAGAAGUACAUGGGACGGGACUCAUGACACUCACCAAAGCAUUUCUCUUGUAAGGUACCAUUGUUCCGUUUUGAGUUCACACCCUGCAUCCAUUUUUUAUGGUUCGAUUGCUGAUGUCUUCACCCUGUGCUUGGAUUAUUCAACUCUUCUUACAACAAACUGAACAGAAGUUUGCAGUUC
Solanum lycopersicum (tomato) is the source of this 3506-nucleotide messenger RNA. It is a transcript of the gene TBG6, whose product is annotated as beta-galactosidase 6. Gene Ontology annotation, cellular component: vacuole; cell wall. Gene Ontology annotation, biological process: carbohydrate metabolic process. The record is from RefSeq and is marked validated. Lineage: Eukaryota; Viridiplantae; Streptophyta; Magnoliopsida; Solanales; Solanaceae. Gene Ontology annotation, molecular function: beta-galactosidase activity; carbohydrate binding.